AUGAUUCCUAAAGCCUAUCAAGUCAUCAUCAUGGAUGAUGAUUUGUGGGACCAUCGUCGUGGGAAUCAUGCUUCUUUGAAUCGUUCAAACGACGUUUCACAGAGGCAGUGGAGAAAGUUUGUUCUUGACCACAUGUAUCAAUCAUUAAGCAAUGAUAAAGAAGGAAUGCAGGGGUUCUUCAGGGAUGUGCUUAUGAUGGCAGUUAAGAUUUAUGCAGCUAUUAAAUUGGAUCAACUCAACGGACCUGAGAAGAGAAAAAUAAACCCAGAAACGAAAGAACAAAAGAGGAGAGGGAGAAACCUGGAAGCAACGAAGGCGAAGAAGAUAACAGAGAGUCAAAAGACCGAAGAAAAAAAUAGCAACAAAUGGAGAGGGAAAAAAGCCUGA
Molecule: messenger RNA, 387 nt
Organism: Dovyalis caffra
Lineage: Eukaryota; Viridiplantae; Streptophyta; Magnoliopsida; Malpighiales; Salicaceae
Source: the annotation of a GenBank genome assembly